CUCCUCAGGCGCGGCAGUCCUGUCAGGAUGGAGUCCUCGGUGGGCGGGAAGCGCGGCACGCGGAGCACUGGAGCCGGGGCCUCGGCCUCCUCGUCGGCCUCCUCUCCGUCCCCGGCGCGGAUCACGCGGCUGCAGGAGAAGGAGGACCUGCAGGAGCUGAACGACCGCCUGGCCGUGUACAUCGACAAGGUGCGCUCGCUGGAGUCGGAGAACGCGGGCCUGCGGCUCCGGAUCUGCGAGUCCGAGGAGGAGGUCAGCCGCGAGGUCAGCGGGCUCAAGGGCGCCUACGAGGCCGAGCUGGCCGACGCCCGGAAGACCCUCGACUCCGUCGCCAAGGAGCGGGCCAGGCUCCAGCUCGAGCUCGCCAAGACGCGCGAGGAGCACAAGGAGCUCAAGGCCAGGAAUGCCAAGAAGGAAGGGGACCUGCUCUCGGCGCAAGCCCGGCUGAAGGACCUGGAGGCGCUGCUCAACUCCAAGGAGGCCGCCCUCAGCACCGCCCUGGGAGAGAAGCGCACCCUCGACACCGAAGCCCGCGACCUCCGCGCACAGCUGGCCAAGGUGGAGGCCGCUUUGGCCGAGGUCAAGAAGCAGCUUCAGGACGAAAUGCUGCGCCGGGUGGACGCCGAGAACCGCCUCCAGACCCUGAAGGAGGAGCUGGACUUCCAGAAGAACAUCUACAGCGAGGAGCUGCGUGAGAGCAAGCGCCGGCACGAGACGCGCCUGGUGGAGAUUGACAGCGGGCGCCAGCAGGAGUUUGAGAGCAAGCUGGCCGAGGCCCUGCAUGACCUGAGGGGCCAGCACGAGGCCCAGGUGCGCAUGUACAAGGACGAGCUGGAGAAGACCUACAGCGCCAAGGUGAGCCCCCCCCUCGACCCUCGGCCCAACCCACGUCCCCCCCUCCUCCUCCUCCUCCUCCUCACGGUUUCUGGGCCCCUCUCUCUUGGCCUCCCUCUCUCUCUGCAGCUGGAGAAUGCCAAGCAGUCGGCCGAGAGGAACAGCAGCAUGGCGGGGGCCGCCCACGAGGAGCUGCAGCAGACGCGCAUACGCAUCGACAGCCUCUCCGCUCAGCUCAGCCAGCUCCAGAAGCAGCUGGCGGCCAAGGAGGCCAAGCUGCGGGACCUGGAGGACGCGCUGGUGCGGGAGCGGGACAGCAGCCGCCGCAUCCUGGCCGAGAAGGAGCGCGAGAUGGCCGACAUGCGGGCCCGCAUGCAGCAGCAGCUGGACGAGUACCAGGAGCUCCUGGACAUCAAGCUGGCCCUGGACAUGGAGAUCAACGCCUACCGCAAGCUCCUGGAGGGAGAGGAGGAGAGGCUGCGCCUGUCUCCCAGCCCCACCUCCCAGAAGAGCGGCUCUCGCACCCGCAUCUCCCACUCCUCCUCCUCCUCCAUGCAGAGUUCGGCCAAGAAGCGCAAGCUGGGGGCCGGCAGCACCGGCGGCGGAGAGAGCCGCACCAACUUCUCCCACCACGCCCGGACCACCGGAAGGGUCGCCGUGGAGGAAGUGGACCUGGAGGGGAAGUUCAUCCGCCUCCGCAACAAGUCCAGCGAGGACCAGGCGCUGGGGAGCUGGCAGAUCAAGCGCCAGAACGGAGAAGAGGCCCCCAUCGUGUAUCGGUUCCCCCCAAAGUUCACCCUGAAAGCGGGGCAGGUGGUGACGAUCUGGGCCUCGGGGGCCGGGGUCAGCCACAACCCUCCGACCGACAUGGUCUGGAAGAACCAGUCCUCCUGGGGAUCCGGGGACAGCCUCCGCACCGCCCUCCUCACCUCCUCCGGAGAGGAAGUGGCCAUGCGGAAGUUGGUGCGCACCAUCGUGGUCAAUGAUGAGGACGACGACGAUGAAGACGAAGACGGUCUCCACCACCGUCACCACCAUAGCCACUGCAGUGCCUCUGGGGACCCCGGGGAGUACAACCUGCGCUCGCGCACCAUCCUGUGUGGCUCCUGUGGGCAGCCGGCCGAGAAGUCCGGGGGGGCCUCCAACUCCUCCGCCACCGCGGCCGCAGGGGGGGCCACCACCACCCUCUCCUCGGGGGGCUCCUCCUCCUCCAGCCUGACCAUCACCCGCAGCUACCGCACGGGGGGCUCCAGCCUGGCCGAGGGGCUCCUGCCCCGCUCCUACAUCCUGGGAGGAGCCAGCCCCCACCAGCAGGCUCCUCAAAACUGCAGCAUCAUGUAAUGGCCGUCCGUCUUUCCGCCUGCCGAGCGACAUCAUGUUCCUUAACGUUUUGCAGAUGGAAGAAGACAAAAAAAAAAAGAUUUUUUUUUAAAAAAAGUUAAUUUUCUACACCAGGAAUUUAUACUUUAGUAGAUAGAUAGAAAGAUAGAUAAAUAGAUCUAUAGACAUAUAUAUACAUAGCGAGAGAGAGAGAUAUAUAUUAAAAAAACGCUAAAAAGAUGUAUCAGGAGUUUUUUUAAGGAAGGAAAAAAACACAGUUUUUUCAGCCAAAAAUAAUAAUAAUAGUAAUAAUAAUAGUAAUUCCCUUGUAACAAAAAAGAGACAAAGCCAAAGAGGCGAAUGCCAAAAAAGAGACCCCGUGUUCUCAUGCUAUGUGUGUGUGUUUACUCCGUGUACUUGUUUCCUCCCUUUGGAUACCAAAUUGGCGUGUUGUUGUUGUGUUGUCUUGUCAAAGGGAGCGCACCCCUCGGAGCGCAAGGCCCUUUGCGGCCACCUUGGGGGCCUUCCCCUUUGUUUUUGCACUUGACGUCUCUCUUUUGUGGGAAUUGAGGGGAUUUCCUUCCUCUUUUGGGGUCCACGUCUGCCUCAAGAUGCACUUAGAUCCUCCUCACAAAUGGAGAGACUCGUUUCAAGUCCAGCUUUUGAGGUUCCGGGUGCGAAAAGCGGCCCCAAUUAAUGCAAUUAGUUGUGGGAUUACUUGCCGUUUCGAUUCAGGUUAACACCUGACGCAUCAGUAAAUGGGUUUAGGAUUAUAAAUCCCAUUCCCAGCCAUUUAAAUGCAAAAUCAGACCAACGCUGAGGUAAAUUUCAGACCAACGUUGAGGUAAAUUUCAGGCCAACGUUCUGAUAUUUUUAAGUUUGGUUUUUGAGGUUCUGGAUGCAAAGAGUGGCCCUAAUUAAUACAGUUAGUUGUGGGAUGAUUUGUUGUUUAGAUUCGGAAAGGAAUUCAGGUUACAACCUGACACUUUCUUAAAUUAGCCAGGACUACAAAUCCCAUUCUCAAAAUAAUCCCGGUUAUUUAGAUGCAAAAUCAGACAAACAUUGUGUAAUUUCAGAAGUUGGGUUUGGAGGUUCUGGAUUCAAAGAGUGCCUCAAAUCAUCCAAUUAACGGUGGGAUUAUUGGUUGGACUCAGAUUACCAUCUGAUACAUUCUUAAAUUGGCCAGGAUUUCAGGCCAACAUUUGUGGUAAUUUCAAGUUCGGCUUUUGAGGUUUCGGAUGCGAAAAGUGGCCCCAGUUAAUCCAAUUAAUUGCGGGAUUAUUUGUUGUUUCGAUCCAGGUUAAUAUCUGAACCAUCUGUAGACAGGUUUGGGAUUAGAAAUCCCAUUCUCGUGAAUAAUCCCAGCCAUUUAAAUUCAAAUUCAUACCAAUGUUGAGGUAAAAUUUAAGAACUGAGAGAUUACCAGAAGUCCCCUUGAUUUCAGUUAAAAUUCAAAGCCAUGUGUUUUUGCAUUGGCUGGGAUUAUAAAUCCAAUGCUCGGGAAUAAUCCCGGCCAUUUAAAUGCAAAAUCAGACUAACAUUGAGGUAAAAUUUAAGAAUUGAGUGAAGACUACCAUAAAUUUCCUUGAUUUCCAUUAAAAUCAAGCAUUUGUACACUGGCUAGGAUUAUGAAUCCCAUUCUCACAAAUAAUCCCGGCCAUUUAAAGGCAAAAUAAAACUAACAUUGAGGUAAAAUUUAAGAAUUGAGUUAAGACUACCAUGAAUUUCCUUGAUUUCCAUUAAAAUCAAGCAUUUGUACAUUGGCUUGGAUUAUGAAUCCCGUUCUCACGAAUAAUCCCAACUAUUUAAAUGCAAAAUCUGACCAACACUGAGGUAAAUUUCAAGCCAACAUUUGUGGUAAUUUCAAGUUUGGCUUUAAAGGUUCCAGAUGCAAAGAGCGGCCCCAAUUAAUCCGGAUAAUUGUGGGGUUAUUUGUUGUCAAUUCAUAAAGACUCAGGUUACAAUCUGGAGUAUCCGUAAACAGGCUAAGAUUAUGAAUCCUAUUCUCCUGCAUAAUCCCAGCCAUUGAAAUGCAAAUUCAGACCAGCGCUGAGGUGAAUUUCAGGCCAACAUUGAAGGACUUUCAGAAGUUCAGAUGCAAAAAGUGGCCCCAACUAAUCUAAUUAAUUGUGAGAUCAUGUGUUGUUUCCAUUCAUGAAGGACUCACUCAGGUUAAUAUCUGAAGCAUCGGUAAACAAGCUAGGAUUGUAAAUCCCAUUCUUGUGAAUAAUUCCAGCCAUUUAAAUUCAAAUUCAAAUCAACGUUGAGGUAAAAAUUGAAGAAUUUAGUGAAUUCCUUUAAUUUCAAUUAAAAUCAUGUUGUACAUUGGCUGGGAUUAUAAAUCCCAUUCUUGUGCAGAAUUCUAGCCAUUUAAAUUCAAAUUCUCUGAGGUAAAUUUUAAGAACGGAAAAGAUUACUUGAGUUAAAUGGCUCAGAAUGGAGUCGGGACUAAAACUGGUUUUAGGCCUGAAGGUUUCCACGGAGCCAGACCAACUUUGAGGUAAAUGUUAAGGAUUGAGUAAUUAAUCAUAGAAUCAAAAAAGUCCCUCAAUUUCAGUUUAAAUCAAGCCUUUUUACAUUGGCUGGGAUUAUCAAUCCCAUUCUUGUGCGUAAUUCUAGCCAUUUAAAUUCAAAUUCAGACCAAUGAUGAGGUAAAUUGGUUUGGAUUACAAAUCCCGUUCUCACGCAUAAUCCCAGCCAUUUAAAUCCAAAUUCAGACUGAUAUUGAGGUAAAUUUUAAUGGUUAGGAAAAGACUAGAAGACGUUCUCUUGAUUUCAGUUAAAAUCAAGGCUUUGUACAUUGGCUGGGAUUAUAAAUCCUGUUCUCGUACAUAAUUCUAUCCAUUUAAAUUCAAAUUUAGUUGAAUGUUGAGGUAAAUUUUAAGUACCAUUGAUUUAAAUGGUUCAAUUGAGUCAGGACUAAAACUGGUCUUAGGCCUGGAGAUUUCCACAGAGCCAAACCAACCCUGAGGUGAAUUUCAAGCUGUGAGAGAAAUUCCCUUUGAUUAUAAUGGUUCAGUUAAAUUGGGACUAAAACUAGUUUUAGGCCUGAAGGUUCAAAAUCCGGAUUAGGAUGCCUUUUAAUCACUUCUAGAUUGAAAAACUUCACAUCUUGUGCCUUGUGGCGGCCCUCGAGGGGAGGACGGGGCCUACGCCGGUGGGGGAAGCCUGCCUCGAUUUGGGAAGGGCCAAUAGCUGUCACCAUGGCGAGGCUGGCUCCUCCCCUUUCCCCUAACUGUGCUUAGCUUGACGCAGCUGUUAAGUUUUCCCGCCUUUUUGCCUGUUUCCAUGGCGACACAGGCUCCUCCCCUUUCCCCGGCCACGCUUGGCUUGACGCCGCUGUUAAUCUCCCUCAGUUUUUCCCGCCUUUUUUGCCUCAUAGAUGCUUGAGCGCCGCUCUGCCAUAAUAGCCAAUACGAAAGAGGUGGGUGGACCUUUCUGUACUGUAUUGUUGUUGUUGUUGUUGUUGUUCUUCAAGGGCGACGAUUACCAGAAACGUGCCUUUUUGGGGGGAAGUGACAGCUUUAUUUAGAGGGUGGGGUUUGUAUCGCUUUUUUGUGAGGGAAGCAUUUCUCCGAAAGGCAGCAAAGAGCGAGGGAAUUUGGCCUUUGGCUUCCUGGGUUUCCUCUCUAAAGAUGAACCAAAGUUGCCUCAGUGGUUUCAGGGGAAAGAGGGUUUUAGUUCUUUGGGGUUCUAGGUGCCAUUUUCUAGGUCUUUCCGCCCACAAAGGAGGACUAGGCCUCAAGCUACGGGUUCCCAUCCUGAGGAAGUUUGGCAGCGAGAAAGAAAUGUUUCAGGGAUUAUCCUUCAUUCUCUUUUUUGUGAUUCUUUAUUGUUUUGCUUGAAUUGUAAAAAAAAAAAAUGGAUGAGAUCUGAGGGAAAAUGUCCCUCAUAAAAGAGAGCCCAUUUGUGGGGAAAUUAGGCCCAGGAGGGAUAUCCGUAGUCAGAGAUCAGUGAGGUCAUCCAUUUGCAUUGAUCAGACCCUCGAAAAACCCUUCUCCGGACCUUUCGGAGAGGAUGAUGACAACGACGACAGACCCAGCCGCUCGAUGCCUUAAAACGGAGCCUUUUCCGGAGCUUUCUCCACAGAUUGUCCAAACGUCCAUUGCAUUUUUUAACUAUGAUUUUGCUUUACCAUGUUUGAUUUCCGCUGCUAUGCUGAGCGCAAAUGACGUUGCUGCCGCCAUUGCCGUCUCUCUGUAUUUCCUUUAAAACCAAUAAUACACUUUAACCAGAAGCCUGUC
This is a messenger RNA of Anolis sagrei ordinatus, 6398 nucleotides long. NCBI's taxonomy places the organism in Eukaryota, Metazoa, Chordata, Lepidosauria, Squamata, Anolidae. The record is from RefSeq and is a predicted model, not a curated record.